GAAAACUUAGAAAAAAAAAACAUGUUGAAGCCCCAAAUCAACCAAUCUCACUCACUUCACAACCUAUUGCCACUCCACAAGCCAUUCAUAAGAGGAGGCACCACCUACUCCCCCACUAUCACCCGCCAAUACACAUCCACCAAGACAUUUAACGCCACUCGUGCUCGAUCCACCUCAGGUUUCGGUAACAUUAGAGCCGUAGCGAUUCCCCUUGUUACCAAUGUCACCACCAUCACGGGUGUCAUCACCAUCCAACCAGCCAUUAGCUCUGUCCUUGGUGAUUUUAAACCCGGGGGUUAUACUGAUAAUGUUUCUGAUCUUCGAGCGGGGUCUUUCUCGUUGGAACUAGUUUCUAAUGAUCUUGAUUCAAAUGGAAAACGGAAGAUAGUGUCGGCGAAUGCGACAUACGAUGCAUUGCAUUCUAAAAUUAACGUGUACACGUUUAAAUGCAACUUUGACGUCCCUGACGAUUUUGGGGAAAUAGGAGCUAUCUUGGUGGAAAAUGAGUACGACCAGAAGAUGUUCUUUAAGACCAUUGCUCUUGAUGGCGUUGUUACUUUCACAUGUGAAUCUUGGGUUCAAUCCAAAUCCGAUGUCCCAGAGAAAAGAAUAUUUUUCACAGACAAGUCUUAUCUUCCAUCGGAAACACCAGAGGCACUGAAGCCGUUACGAACGGCAGAUCUGGAAUCGCUCCGAGGUAACCACGAAGGUGAACGUCAACCGUACGAUCGGAUUUACGAUUAUGAUGUAUACGACGAUCUCGGAGAUCCGGAUUCUGAGAUAAGUUUAGCACGGCCGGUGCUCGGUGGCGAGAAACAUCCGUACCCUAGGCGGUGCCGUACUGGUCGCCCUAUGUCUACUAUAGAUCCGUCGACGGAGACCAGAACUAAGGUCCCUUUCUAUGUACCAAGCGAUGAAGAUUUUUCCGAGAUAAAGGAUUUACAGUUUGGAGCAAGGCUUUUGUUCAAUGUGCUCCAUGAAAUUGUACCGGCUUUAGACUCGGUUUAUACAGACAAAGACAAGGGAUUUCCGUUAUUCACAGACAUAGACUUGCUUUAUAAUCAAGGUGUUAAUGUUCCUGCCAAUGAAAAGAUUUCAAGUGAUUUUCCUAGACUUGUAAAAAGAGAUGUUGAUGCUGCACAUGCUAUUAUCCAGUUUCAGACCCCUGAAACCAUUGACAGGGACACGUUCUCUUGGUACCGAGAUGAGGAGUUUUGCCGACAAAUGCUUGCUGGUCUCAACCCUUAUAGCAUACAGUUGGUUACGGAAUGGCCAUUGACGAGUAAGUUGGACCCUGACGUUUACGGACCACCUAAAUCCGCAAUCACCAAGGAGAUUGUAGAGAAAGAGAUAGGAGGUGUCAUGAGUUUUGAUGAGGCUUUAGCACAAAAGAAACUGUUUAUGUUGGAUUACCAUGAUUUGCUCCUACCUUACGUAAACAAAACACGAGAGCUUAAAGGGACAACUCUUUAUGCUUCAAGAACGUUAAUGUUCCUUACGCCCGAGGGAACAUUACGCCCACUAGCCAUUGAGUUGACUCGCCCACCAUUUGGUACGAAACCACAGUGGAAGCAUGUGUACACACCCACUUGGAAUGCGACCGGUGCCUGGCUCUGGAAGCUAGCCAAGGCCCAAGUCCUUUCCCAUGAUUCGGCUUAUCACGAACUUGUUAGCCAUUGGCUAAGAACACAUUGUGUUACAGAGCCUUACAUAAUUGCCACCAACCGCCAUCUUAGCCAAAUGCAUCCUAUUAAACGACUACUUCUCCCUAGUUUCCGUUACACGAUGCAAAUCAAUUCUCUCGCUCGAUUAGCUCUCAUUAAUGCUGGUGGUGUCAUAGAGUCAACGUUUUCUCCUGGAAGAUAUUGUAUGCAAAUUUGUUCUGAUGCGUAUGAUCAGCUAUGGCGUUUUGAUCACGAGGCUCUUCCAGCUGACCUUAUUAGCAGGGGUAUGGCGGUUGAAGAUUCAACUGCACCACACGGUGUGAAACUAACAAUCGAGGAUUACCCAUUUGCGAAUGAUGGUCUACUUAUUUAUGAUGCCAUCAAACAAUGGGCUGCUUCUUAUGUCAACUACUACUACCCGCAAGCAAAUCUUGUGGAAUCUGACGAAGAGCUGCAAGCAUGGUGGAAUGAAAUCCGUACAGUUGGUCAUGGAGACAAGAAAGACGAACCAUGGUGGCCACAACUCAAAACCCAAGACGAUCUAAUAGGAAUCGUUUCAACCAUCAUGUGGGUGAGUUCUGGUCACCAUUCAGCGGUCAACUUUGGUCAAUACGACUUUGCUGGUUACUUCCCCAACAGGCCAACAAUGGCGAGACUUAAAAUGCCUAACGAAGACCCCACAGACGAAGAAUGGCAGUCGUUUAUAAAACGUCCCGAGGAUGUGUUAUUGAGUUGUUUCCCAUCCCAAAUCCAAGCUACGAAAGUAAUGGCGGUUUUAGAUGUUUUAUCUAGUCAUUCACCGGAUGAGGAGUAUAUUGGUGGAACCAUUGAGCCAGCAUGGGCUGCGGAACCUGCUAUAAAUGCAGCGUUUUUGGAGUUUCAAGAAACGCUAAACCAGCUGGAAAGCAUUAUAGACUCGAGAAACAAUGAUCCGCUUUUAACAAACCGAAGUGGUGCAGGGUUGGUUCCGUACCAAAUCAUGAAGCCGUGUUCUGAUAGAGGUGUGACCGGGAAAGGUGUUCCAAACAGCAUAUCCAUCUAAUUGGUUUGGUUUGGUUCGGUUCGGUUCAGUUCGGCUCCUUGUCAGUUAUGCUCGAGUAAUGGUUUGUGUGGUAAUAAGGUCAUUAUCCAUGGUUUAGUUUUGUUUUAUUUUGAUAUGGAAUAAGUUCAUUUCGUGUAACACUGCUCGAAAAUUGUAAUUUAGCCGCCCCCUCCCACUCCUUAGAAGCUUC
Molecule: messenger RNA, 2896 nt
Organism: Helianthus annuus (common sunflower)
Lineage: Eukaryota; Viridiplantae; Streptophyta; Magnoliopsida; Asterales; Asteraceae
Product: lipoxygenase 2, chloroplastic
Exons: 9
Coding region: 22-2706 (894 amino acids)
Biological process (GO): lipid oxidation
Molecular function (GO): protein binding; metal ion binding; oxidoreductase activity, acting on single donors with incorporation of molecular oxygen, incorporation of two atoms of oxygen
Source: RefSeq, a predicted model, not a curated record